Molecule: messenger RNA, 7849 nt
Organism: Ostrinia furnacalis (Asian corn borer)
Lineage: Eukaryota; Metazoa; Arthropoda; Insecta; Lepidoptera; Crambidae
Gene: Ack-like
Product: activated Cdc42 kinase-like
Exons: 26
Coding region: 105-3476 (1123 amino acids)
Biological process (GO): protein phosphorylation
Molecular function (GO): protein tyrosine kinase activity; protein binding; ATP binding
Source: RefSeq, a predicted model, not a curated record
GCAAGCUGUCUGUUUGUGGUUUUUGAUGAUACAACACAUCGUUUUGACUCUCUAUUUAUUUGGAACUGAUUUCUUUCUUUGCAAAGUUUUAUUUUGUUUGUAAAAUGAAUCAUGGUGAGGACAGAGAAAAUCUCAGCGAUUUUCUUGGAGAAGCUGAACUUCAACAAUAUUAUGAACUCUUCAGGGACAUUUUGAAGGUCACGAAAGUGUCCCAACUUAAAUUUGUAGUGACCGAAGACUUGGUUCAUAUUGGACUAUCGAAGCCAGAACAGCGCCGAUAUAAAAAGAUAUAUUCGAAAUACUUUGCCCACUCAUACAUUCACAAAAUAAAGAAACUACUAACCUCAAAUAAAAAACAUGAAACUCACUUGCCAGCCCAUUCAUCAAUGGCUUUAGAAUUACCACCGUUUCCGGAGACUACUUUCAAAGUUCCUACCAAGCACAUCAUCUCUAUUGAAGACAUAACCAUCAAUAAAGAAUUGGGGAUGGGUCAGUUUGGAGUUGUACAACAAGGCACCUGGUCGACUGGAAAUCAGAGGCUGCAAGUUGCCAUAAAAUGUUUGGGUCAUGAGCGCAUGACUUCAAACUCCACGGAGUUCCUCAAAGAAGCAGCGGUUAUGCACAGCAUCGAGCAUCCCAACAUUGUUCGACUGUAUGGUGUGGUGCUGCACUUGGACUCACUAAUGCUGGUGACCGAGUUGGCUCCGCUCCGCUCGCUUCUCGAGUGCAUCCGUGAGGUGGCGCUUCGCCCUAACUUCCCUGUGCCGAAUCUGUGUGAAUUCGCCGAACAGAUCUGUGAUGGAAUGACUUAUCUGGAAAAGAAAAGACUGAUUCAUAGGGAUUUAGCGGCAAGGAAUAUCUUAGUGUUUAACAAAGAUCGCGUCAAAAUUUCCGAUUUUGGUCUGUCCCGUGCUCUGGGCGUCGGCAAAGAUUACUACCAAACAAACUACAAUGUCAAUCUGAAAUUGCCUGUCGCUUGGUGCGCCCCUGAAUGCAUACUUUACUUGCGUUUUACGUCAGCAAGUGACGUGUGGGCAUUCGGAGUCUGCUUAUGGGAGAUGUUCACUUACGGCUUCCAACCCUGGGCGGCUUUCUCUGGACAGCAAAUCCUUGAAGCCAUCGACGCUCCCAAUUUCCAGCGACUGGAGUGUCCGGAGUGCUGUCCGGAAGACUACUACUCUACGAUGCUUGAGUGUUGGUCGCACGAUCCCAACGAUCGUCCGAAGUUCAGAGAUCUGAGCGGGAGGCUGAGGGAUUUACGUCCCGAACAGGUGCAAACAGUAGUCGGGUUUUCCAAACCCGAUGAUGGCCGCCGGAGCAACUUGAUCGAGUACAAGAUUGGACAAAUCAUUACGGUUUUGGGAAAAGAGAGCAUGACCAAUUCAUCAAUGUGGUAUGGAGUGCUGCCCGCCGGCGCUUGCGGUAUGUUCGACCCCGCGCAUGUGAAGCCCUACUCCGGGCCCGAAAAGCUAUCCAUGGCGUGUUCCCUCUCGCCUCAUCCGAUCCGGAGUUCCAUCCGGGCGCGGCCCUCGCUCCUGCGGUCCGACGUCAAACGCCACACGUAUACCGGCAAGAGGACGAUUCAGAGAAGCAUGAUAUCAAGCCCACAAGGUGACGUCAAACACACUGGACACGUCGGCUUGGACGGCGCGUACUUCGGAGAUAUUUCCUUCCUGGAUCCGGCUGGUUGCCCGCCGCGUCAAGUCGUGACACCGUACAAGCCAUCUGAGGACUUGGAGCAGAUGCCGCUCCUCAACCCCAACUCGCCGUCCCAUCUGUCUGCGGCGUCGUGCACGCCGCCCUAUCCUCUGCUGAGUCCUGCGCGCACGGCGAGGACCUGCGACGAAGUGGAUCUACCCUCCACUUCCAAAGCAAAAAGCCAGAAAAAACCAACCCAUCACUCGUUUGAACCAACCACCAGCAAGAGUCUAUUGAACAAGGUGAAGUCGGCGACCAUCGGACGUGCACAUAAGAGCGAAGAUAUCACUCGAACUGACGAAGUCCACGAGUAUCACGAAAUAUCCGACACAGAUACGGAUAGCAUUGCUACGGAAAACGCGAGGGCCGAAGGCUUGGCGCAGCCCGAGAGCCCGGGGAUACCAAAAACCUACGGCGAUUUCAGCCAAAGUUUGCUGGACCAGAUGGAGUCCAUGUUUCGCAGUUACGACGGCAGACGCCGAGAAGAAGCUGGAGCUACAAGCAAACAAGUUGAUUCGGAUACAGAAUUGAGGACACACACAUUGAACAAGAGCGAAAAAAAGAAACACAAUGAAACCGGAACCAUGAAGUUGAUGUCUGCUCACGAUGAGAAGACCCUGGACACAGCAUGCGCUUUGGCCCAUGAACUGACCACCAGGUCGAUGACGGAUCUCGAUAACAGAGCGCCCAGCUCUCCCAGCGACCGCUCCAAGUUCCACUUCAAGUUCCCUUCGGUGGCGCUGCACCACGCGCCGCAGGAGCCUGACCGCGAGCCCUACGGAAAACCAGAACGCCGCAACUUCAGCGAGGAAGCUAGCCGAGUGCCGAACAUUCAAGAGUCAUUCACCGAAGAGAGCAAGGCGGCGUAUACGAGUCUGAUCGAGGAGCCGACUCCAUCUACGUCGAUGAGGCCGCAAAUGGUCUCGGAGCCCAGGUUUACGGAGUCCAAGUGUGGGACCAUCCCGAAGCAAGGGCCUCGCCUCCCCGCCAGGAACCAGUUCAACUCGCUGCAGGUCCCUAAGACUUCAACUUCAACUCACAGGCAACCAUCUCCAAAACGUGCCAGUGGUCACCAAAACUUCGAACAAGAUAGCGUGAACGAACUGCCGCUGCCUCCGCGUGCAAACAAGCCCAAGCUUGUUGACAAGCCACGUCACAUCAGAAAAUACCCGUUGCUGCUGCCCGAAAGGGAGGCCAGGCCGGCAGACACCGGCCCUCCGGUCCAGCCGCGCCCGAUCAUCUACCAGAACGCCGUCACCCAGCCAAAGAAACACCCCGCCCCAAAGAAAGGAACGGACGCUCUCGACGGACCGGGCCCGUCCAACAUCAACCCCUUCCAAGACGUAGCGGGACCCAGCUGGGCUAACCCGUUCGAUGGCUACGUAGAACCGGUGCAGUUCGAAGACGACUCUGACAGCGACGGAAUGGCCGAAGCGGCGGCAGCACAAUCUUUAGUGCGAGACUGCUCAGACCACGUAUCAGUAGAGGAUUUACUGGAAUUCGCAGAUCAGAAGCCAUGCGGACGCCAGCGUGGCGUCGAGUCGGAUGAAGUCAGGAUCAUGUGCAAAGUCCUCAAACAGCAGGUGAGCCCCGAAGAAUGUUUGCAAGCGCUAGAGCUGAGCGAUUGGAACGUCCACAACGCGAUCAAGCUGAUGAGAGUCAAGCUCACGGCGGGGCCCGACGUCGCACUGGAGGAGUGUGGGGCCCAACUGGCCACGGCGGCGGGGGACAUCGUCAAGGCUCUGGCCGCGCUCAUGAUCACUAAGCCUGACAAGUAAACUUAUAUCGUCAUCAGCCGGCUGAUAAGUAAACGUCGAAUCGUAUAUCAUCAUGCUUUGGCCGGGCUGAUGAUCUUUAAACCUGCUGACAAGUAAACACUAAACUAAAGGUAUAUUGUCUUAGGCAGGCUGAUAAUGAUCGUAUAUCAUAGUCACAAGCUCUGACCCCGCUGAUGAUCAGAGCCGGCUGAUAAGUUAACGGAAAACUUGUGUCACCAAUUCAUCAUAAACGGGAAACUUAUCGCCAUGAGCCAGCUGAUAAGUAAACAGGGAAUCCUAUAUCAUCAUAAUAAGCUGAUAAGUAAACUUAUCUUCAUCAUUAUGAUCGUGAAAAUGCGAUUACGCUCAAGAACAGUAUUGAUAUUUUGAUAAACGCAACGGUUAACGAGUCAUCUUCAUCAUGAACAAUUUGAUUGUUAAAAUAUCUCAUUGACCUUUUGAAAAACUUUUUUAAAUCAUAAUUUGGUGUACGUGUGAAUUCUAAAUGUUAUGCGUUAUAUCAUUAGAGUAACAUAUCUAAUGGUUAAAAAUUUGAUGGUAGUAGUCAAUAAGAUAAUUCAGGAAUACAAUAAUAAUACUAACAUAUAACACCAACUUUUCGAAUUAGCGUGUUUCUAUCUUGGGAUGUGAUUUAAUAUAAUUAUUUACAUUGUUAACAUACGAAAGCGGCAAAUUUGUCCCACCCCUCUAAGGCUGUGCGUAAGCUCAGAAGUUCUAUCAUAUGUGCAUAGGACCGUACGCGCAGCUUUUCGUAAACCAUGUCCAAUAAAAUAGUGUUGUCUAUUGUUUUGCCUUCUCUUGUCUUUUAUUGCGACAGGAGAACACAAAACACGUUUUACUAUUAACUUGAUAAAUAACGUUUAUUUAAUAAAUGUUUAUAAAGUAGUACAUGGAUGGCGUAGACAUCGAUUUAGUCAAUUUUUGAGAAUGUUCGUAACCUUUUUUUACUACAUAUCUAUUUGAUAUGUUUUUGAUUAACGUGCUAUUUAAUCGAUGUUAGUGUUGCUCAUGAAGUUAUAUCAUUAUUGUCGUUGUAGUCAGCGUCAAAAGUGACGGCUUUUCUACAAUCCAGGGAAUAACUUUAAACCCUUUUGAAACCUCCACUCUGAUUAGAGCGCUGGUCGCGCGAUAACUGUUUUUACAUACAAAACAUGCAAUAAAUGUGAAUCGACAAUAAUUUACAUUUGCUCUUCUGUGUGUUCUGUUACUUUUGACGCUGAAUUUAUUAAUUAAUUCGUAAAUAAAAUAUAGUAUGAAAUGAAAAUGGUGGUGCAGAACGUGUAUUUUUGUAAGUGCGCCGGAACUGACUGAUUGAGAAUAAGUAUUAUGUAUUUGAAUGUCACUGCGUAGAUGCAGUUGUUAGGGGUAUAAAAUAUAAAUUAUACAUGUAACUAUUACGUAAUUAUAGUAUUUGCGGUUAGCGGGGCGUAGGUACUACUACUAAUGCUGUAUUGUAUUUACCCCCGGGGAAGAGGCGAAGCGUGUCCCUCAUUCCCCUCACUGAUGAGGACUAAUUAUAGUGUUCCACCACAGACUGCGAAUGAGGUGUGGACCGAACUAUGCAAACGAAGUGUGUUAAGGAGCUAGAAAAGGAAGAGCUACUAUGCAUUUAUUGAGUUAGGCCCACUGGCAUAUCACAUUAAACUAUAUUCACUUUCGAAUAUUUCUAAGAAUAUUUAAAAUAUAAAUGUUUAGAGUUAAGAGGCAUUGAAACACAUUUUUGAUGUUAUUGAUGAACAUAAACUUUCCUUCUUGACUAAUAAGCCGAAAAUCAAUAGAAAUAAUAAUAUGAGUGUAGCAGUGCAGUGGGCCUUGUAGGACUUUACUCGUAAUGUGUAGAUUUGUUAGCUUUACAAUUCCUGAUUUGCGGAGCUGCGCUCAUGUAGGACUAGGAGAUAGCUUUAUAUGUGUAUUUAUAUUAUAUAUACACGAUCCCGUUAUAUGUAUAAAAACCAUACACAUCAACCGCCAGAUGAACAGUAUUACGAAUUAUCAUAAAUGAAUUUAAAAAAAUAGUUUUUGGUAAAAGCUGGUCUUUUUUUAAAUGCCUAUAUUUUUGUAGUGGCUUUAUAAAUACAUUAUACAAUUAUAUAUUUUUUAUAAGGUAAAUAGAUGGAAAUGUAACGGGAUCUUAGACUUUAGAGUAGUAUCUUACGGUUGUAACAUAUGAUUAUAACCUCGGUAGCCAUUUGAGUUUUUUUUUUCAUGUUGCCAAUAAUAUUUGUGCGUAGGUUAGCCAUAAUUUGCCGUAUCUAAAAUUCCCGUGAUAGAUCUCAGAUCUUAUUAUACUUACGUGCAACGUGCAGCUAAAUGCUAUCGAAUUUUAAUUUUUUUAAAUUUUACAAUUUUUGUAGAUAACUAAAAAUUAAUCGUAUAUUUAUUCUAUGUAUGUCGCAAAUAUUUUAUAAUCGUAGUGUGGAAAUUACCACAAUAUUCUGCUAUAAAUAUAGUAAUAUUGUCUAGAAUUUAAUCAACAAAAAUAAUUCAUAAUACCAUCUUUGUGACAAUAUUGCUGACUUGACUGAAAAUGAAGGCGCGAAUAAUGCGUCUUUCUUUAGCGUGGUGCUAGACGUGUAUUGAAAGAAUAUAUUUAUUUAUUGUAAAACGCAUUUUACGGUAUGAUCAGUAUUGUUAGCGAUAUCUUGAAUAUUUUGCUAAAUUGGUAUUAUUUUACAAUAAUACAGAUAGGUAUAGAGGACGAUUUGGGGCAGUGAAGUGAAGGAAGGUUUUCUGCCUCUCUAUACUGUUCCGUUUUUAAGAAUACACAAAAAAAACCUUUCCCUUCGGCUUUUCCCUGUAGUUUCAAAAAAGGAAAUUAUAGCGAAUAGACUAACAUAGUGCGAAUAAUUCAUAUCAGAGGUGCUUUGCUAUCGAAUAUUUCAAAAAACAUUUACGCAAUUUGUUGAUGUGUGAAACAUGUCGAAUUUAUAUCCUAUAUGUAUGAACUUUGAAUGUAUAAAAAUAUUCACUUUUGGGAAGAGCAAUUACAUCAUCUUCUUCCAAUAUAAAUGAUUUAUGAAAAAUACUGGAAAUUAAUGUUGAUGAAGUAUGUACUUUCGGCAAUGUUUGGCUAGGGACCUCGAAUAUCCUGGUAAGCAAGGUAUACGGAACUAACAACAAGACUAAAUUUUAACUAUUAAAAAAAAUAACUGGCGUUCCUAAAUAUCUUAGGCCAAUUAAAUGUAUCUUGAUGUGAAGACGAUAUUACAUUUCGGAUAUUUGUUAGAUACUAAUUGUACUACUUUUAAUGUUUACAAACGUGAUGUAGUCUUUUGUAAACUGCAGUAUGUGCACUUGUAGAACGCAUACAGUUGAGAAAAACAUAUGCAUAAGCAAUUAACGUUCGUAAGUAUUAUUACAUUUACAGUAUAGUCGAGUUCAUAAAUAUAUUGGCAGUGCCCAGUGUUUCAAAAUAUUGAAGCGCAGUAAUGCAAUUAAUUAAUGAACAGUUUGUUUCCAUUUUAUUGAUUGAUAAAAAUCAGCGUCCAGGCAUUAGCUGAGACGGAGACUUUUUGCUGCCGCAACUCUGCGCGAAUUUUUUUUCUUUAAUUUAUUAUUAUAUUAAAUGUGCAUUAAUUAAUGUACUUUUGUUAAACAAUUAUGUAACUUUGUGCAGCAAAUAAAUUAUUACUUACUUACUGAUGUUUAGUUUGUAUUGAAAAUGUGAUCGUUAAAACGCUAACAAUAUUUUGAAACAUUGGCACUGCCAAUUUAUAUUGUACUUCACUCCUACUCUCUAGUAUUAAUUCAAAUCUCUGUCUAGCUAUAAAGUUUAAAUUCGCUUAGGAAUAAUAAAUGUGUGUAGUACUCUUCACUUCACUACAAGAACUAUCAGUGCACAUACUGAUCAUAUUGAUGUACUUAAAUGUGUAGGUUUUUAAUGUAGUAUUUGUAGAUUAUAAGACAACCGUGAUUGGUAUGUCAAACAAUAAUGUAUGAAUUCACCGUUUAUCGAAUAUCUACUAAAGUCCGAGCGCUGUGGUAUGGUGUAGUUGAAUGUGACAGUUUAUUGAGAAUUAGUAAAAUUUUAUCGAAUUAGAUCCUUAAGAGCUAUCAACAUGUUUUAAGCUUUUAAUACAAAUCUAGUCUUUGAAACAAUGUAGUGAUAUCUUAAUGUCUGUUAUCAAUUUUUUUUAUGGACUACCCCACGGAAUUGGGUAUUUGCCACCAGUUCCCAAUAAUUCUAAAGCAUGACUUUUUUAAACAAGACAUUCUGGUCUUAAAAACUUAAACAAUUUUAAAUUACCUGUAAAUUAAGAUUUUUGGUUGCAUUGUAAUUGAAAAAAGUAGUUUAUUUGACUUGACAACAUAGUGACGUCACUGGCUAGUAUUGCCAUACAAAAUAUAUGGUAGUCUCGUUUUGACCGUUUUAA